This is a messenger RNA of Penicillium alfredii, 864 nucleotides long. RefSeq names its product DUF1774 domain-containing protein. The coding region runs from base 1 to 864 and encodes 287 amino acids. The transcript has 3 exons. NCBI's taxonomy places the organism in Eukaryota, Fungi, Ascomycota, Eurotiomycetes, Eurotiales, Aspergillaceae. The record is from RefSeq and is a predicted model, not a curated record.
AUGGCCUCUUACAAUCCCUUCGCCCGGCGCGAGUCCCAUAACGUGCAUGCUCUGAAUGUCUAUCGCCUCUUAGUGCCCCUCACCUGGGCGCUGGUGGUGGUGGUCGGCAUCUACUAUUCGCUCCACUCGCCCGAUGAUGUCAAGCAUAGCCAUAAGAUCUGGAAGCAGGCCAACAAGCACACCACGCCGUUCAGCCAGAAUACUACUGUGACUGGGAUUUACUGGAUUCUCCUUCUUCUGUCUCAGCUCAGCUAUGUGUGGCACCUCUUCUCCAAGGACGCCGCGGUGGUAGCAGCCGCCGCGAAUGUCGCCACGCACUUUAUUCUCAACAACCUGUUCGUCUUUGCGUGGAUCCUGCUCUGGACCCGCAACCACUUCUGGGGCGCUGAGAUCAUCCUCAUCGCCCACCUUGUCAACCAAACCAUCACCUACUGGCGCCACAGCGGCUUGCCGGCCUUUGUGCACCUUUCUGUAAUUGCGGGCCCCUAUGCCUGGACCUUGACCGCGCUGUUCUGGAACGGCGCCGUCGCCGUGCACAGCAACAACCUCCCGGCGCGCAUCGUGGCCAACAUCUUCAUCUGGGUGAUCCUGGUGGUUGGUCUCACGGAUGUUGUGCUGCGCCAGGAUUAUAUCCUGGGCUACUGUCUGAGCCUGUUGACUCUGUCACUCGCCCUCAAACAGGUCGCUAUCAAGGUGAUCGCUCUGCAGUGGAUCUUCGCCUUCACCAUUUUCGCUGUCUUCCUCGUGGUGUCUGUUUACAUCUCCAGCACUAAGUACUACGGGCGCGACAGUCUCUUCCGUCGCGUUGUUCAGCCCGAGGCCUCCGACCGCGAGAGACAGCCUUUGUUGAAUGAAGAAGCGUAG